Messenger RNA from Eurytemora carolleeae, 2104 nucleotides. RefSeq names its product pentatricopeptide repeat-containing protein 1, mitochondrial. Gene Ontology annotation, cellular component: mitochondrial matrix. Lineage: Eukaryota; Metazoa; Arthropoda; Copepoda; Calanoida; Temoridae. Bases 4 to 2004 code for a protein of 666 amino acids. The record is from RefSeq and is a predicted model, not a curated record. Gene Ontology annotation, biological process: tRNA 3'-end processing. The transcript has 19 exons. Gene Ontology annotation, molecular function: protein binding; tRNA binding.
UUUAUGAAUUUCAGAUCAAAAAUGUUGCAACGAUUUCGACCGUUUGUUCGCACUAACAAUCUUCUGAGAAUGCACAGAACGGAAGUUUUACACGUUGAAAACUGCGCUAAAUGUGCUCGAACAUUAUUUCAAUCUUCCUUCAGUCCUGGACCCAUGAGGAAUAGUAAAAUUGGGAAAAAGAAAUUUGAGAUUGAAAAAAGCCAAGUUGAGGUCGAUGAUGGAGAUGUUUUCGGAGAUAUACAAAAAGAUGUUACUGAGAAGAUUGCCAGUGAUUUUAUGUUUGAAGAGGACGAUGACGAUGAGCAGGAUCGACAUGAAUCCAAAGUCAGUGAUAUUUACAGACCAGGGAAACAGUUCUACCUGCGCCGGAUGAACGAGCUCUUGAAUGAGAGGAAUGACUUAAAGGGAGCUCUGGACGUUUUAGAGAUUGAGAUGAAAGAAGAACUGGUUCAGCCUGAACAGCCGCACUACCGAGUUCUUAUCCAUGCUUGUGCUAAGGCCGGUCAUCUUUUAAAAGCUUUGAGCUUACACAGGGAGUUCAAAGAACGAGGUUUAAAGUUUCAUAUUGGCAUCUACACAGAUCUAUUCCUAGCCUGUACUAACUCAUAUUCUAGAGAAUUGGGUUUGGAAAAAGCAACAAGUCUGCUCAAUGAAAUUAGAGAGAAGCAUAUCAACCCUAACCGAGUUCUUUACAAUAGUAUAAUUCAAGCGUUUGGCAGGUGUGGGGAUUUAAGAACAGCCCUAAGCCUAGUGGAUGAGAUGAAUGCAAACAAAUUUUCUCUCAACUCGCAAUCCUUCAACUUUCUUCUUCAAGGCUGUAUCUCAGAUAAGGAGUCGGGAUUCAGACACGCUCUGCUUGUCUGGAGGAAUAUGAGAAGAAAAAGAGUUCAACCCGACAUUCAUUCAUUCAAUCUCAUGUUAAGGGCUGCGAACGAUUGUAAGCUAGGAGAUGGAUAUUGGGCGAAGGAUAUUCUGCUAGAAUCUGUUCAUUUAAAGGACAGAGAAAACAUGGAGCAAAAACUUCUGACAGCUACAGAAGAAGUUGAGGUUCAAACUAUAAAUGUAGAAGAAGACAUCAACUGGUGGGAUCUAGAUAUCAAACAAUCACAGGAGUCAAAUCUUGUCAAAAAGAUGGAUUCCAGAUUACCAAGUUUAUUAGAAGCCUCUCCAAACCUAGAAAACGUAGUUUCACUUCGAUUAGAAGAUACUCCGAAGAAUAGAUUGAUGUUGCUUGGCGACAUAAAUACAGUCAUCAGAAUUAUGCAGGAGGACAAGGUGAGGCCAAUCCUGAAGACCCUGCAGACCUUGUUGUUGAACCUGAACACGGCCGAGGCUGAGAGGACGGUUCUCUCCCUCGUGGAGGAGUUAGAUAUUCAACCAUCUACAGAGUUCUAUAAUCAGGUGAUUCGACAGCGCGCUCUACGGUUUGAUUACGAGGGAGGUAUCUCCACCCUGUCUCUGAUAACGGAGAAGAACCUUAAACCUGAUAUUAUCACAUUCGGUUGUCUGGCCAUGUGCUGUUCGUCUCUUAGGACUGGACUAAAAUUAUUAUCUGAUCUCAACAAAUAUGGAGCUAAACCUAACACAGAGAUAAUGGGAACUCUAAUCAAGGGAGCAGGAGAAAGAUUAAAUCCACGCGAUGUCAGAAAAUACCUUGAAGUAGUCAAAUCUGAGAAGAUACUUGUGAACAAGACGAUGCUAAACCAUCUCCAUAAUUUCUACAACAACUUCAGGCAUAAUAUCAAAAUAAAGGAAAAGGGAGGCUAUGUACCGUACACUGUUGUACAAGAUAUGAAGAACGGGUAUGCUGAAUGGAAGGAAUUUACCAGAUAUUACAAGGAUUGGCUUGUAGAGGUGAAACUAGAAGAAAACGUGGAUCCAUUGGAUCAAUACAAAACUACAAAGGAAGAAAACAAAGAGAAGGAGGAGAAGAAGGAGAAGAAAAGGAUUCAAAUGGAGAAAAGAGAAAAAUUUAAACAAAAAAAAGAAAAUUUUGAAGAUUAAAUAUAUUUCAGCUAGAAAAUGGUUGCAAACAAGAAGAAGAAGAAUACUGGGCUGAGUAGGGAGGAGCUGAUGAUGAUGUGUAUUGGAGAUGUUAUUCAGG